AUGGGAAGCGAAACUGAGAAGGAAUACGCUGCCUUUGAGGAGAAGGUGAAGCGAACAGUGUAUCUUGACAACCUCUCUCCCCAAGUUUCUGAAGAAGUACUCAGAAAGGCAUUUAAGCAAUUCCACGGUACUCUGACCAACAUUCAUUUCAUCCCAAGCUACACAGAGCCUAGCUACUACAGCGCUAAGUUUGCUCUUUUGGAGUUUGAGAACCAAGAUCAAGCGAAGGAAAUAAUUGAUUUGCUGUCUGACUUUCCAUUCAUGAUUCUAGGGAUGCCACGGCCAGUAAGGGCCUUUCCUGCAGAACCUCAGAUGUUUGAUGAUCGCCCAAGUAAGGCUGGUAGGAGGUUAGAACUCUAUUGGUUAGAUCCAAAGGAUUCUGAUUUUGAUGUGGCUCAGCAGCUGAAGAACCUGGCAGAGAAGCAUGUUGCUCAACAGUCCUUCCUACUCAAGAAGCAGCUAGAGGAGGAGGAGAAACUCUCGAAACAGCAAGCUGAGACUCUGAAUACCCAUUAUCAGAAGUUAGAGAUGAUAAAUUCUGCAUUAUCGAGUGGCUCCGCAAAGGAUCUUGCUAGGCUCUAUGGAGUAAAUAUGACUGAUGUUUCUGGAAUUUGAUAGAUUGUUAUCAACUCGACGCCUUUCCUAGAAUAACUCCAAUCACAUGUAAUUAGUGGAAUGCAUGCAAAUUACUUGAUUUACUGCAAGUGAUAGCUUUGAGGUUUUUUAUG
Chenopodium quinoa (quinoa) is the source of this 728-nucleotide messenger RNA. Its product is annotated as paraspeckle component 1-like. Lineage: Eukaryota; Viridiplantae; Streptophyta; Magnoliopsida; Caryophyllales; Amaranthaceae. Gene Ontology annotation, molecular function: RNA binding. The coding region runs from base 1 to 615 and encodes 204 amino acids. The transcript has 2 exons. The record is from RefSeq and is a predicted model, not a curated record.